This is a messenger RNA of Caenorhabditis auriculariae, 3147 nucleotides long. NCBI's taxonomy places the organism in Eukaryota, Metazoa, Nematoda, Chromadorea, Rhabditida, Rhabditidae. The record is from the annotation of a GenBank genome assembly.
AUGUCGACAGGUAUCGCAGAGCAAGUUGUUGUUGUUCGCUUCUGCGUCACGUCUGAUAUUCAGGCGGUCGUGCAGCCAGAUGACCGUCUUCGUGUUUGUCUUCACCUGAUUCACUCCGUCCGGCCUUGGACCACACCUCUUCAGCCUUUCGUGCUCCGUUCAGAAUCAUCCUUACUUCUCCUCGGAAAUCUUAAAUCCCGUUAAUCAGAAAAAUUCUUCAAGGUUCUUGUUCAAUCGCCUUAAAAAGUAGAAAUAAUGAGAUUUUCAGUUAUCCUUCUCGCUUCAUAUUUAUGUCGUCAAGUUUGACAGAGUCGGACACGUUUACUACUUUUUGCUCACUGCCAUUCUGUUUAUGUGCUUUUUAAUGGUUUUUUUUGAAAUGUAAAUGCCGGUCAAGUUGCAGAGACUGCAGACUGGUUACAUUGUUUCAAGUCGUAGAGAAUGAAAUAUUUCCAGUCUGGUUGCAUUAUAAAGUUGAAGAUUCUGAAUCAGAUCUUAUCCGGAACUGAGAAAAAAAUAGCCUGCAAUUUUUCUUUUUCUCAUGUACGAUACAGUCGCAGGUCUUGGAGAAUUUUUAAUUGAAUUCCCACUGGUUUGGAAUAUAAACAAACGCUGAGAAAGACGAAAUUCUUCUUUUCGUGCUGGUUUUACUCUUAAAAUGCCGACGGAGGACUACGAAAUGACAGAUUUCAGGCGUACUACUAUUGUACAUCAGCCUGUUCUUUCCCCUGCCCCCAGAGAAAAUACGGUACGUUUUUUUUGUUUUGUGAAAAUUCUGAUUCUCAAAAUAAAAGAGAUAUGUUUAGCAGAAAAAAAGUUGACGCGUCCGUCUUUCGUCGAAAUUUUUUUCAGUUCGCGGCUGUCCUAAUUUUUUGAAUCUUGUCUCAAAGUUUGAGAGAGUACAAUAACUGAACUAGGUUUUAUAUUUUGAGUCUUGCAAAUUUGUUCGGAGAAAGUGUUGGGUAUAGACAACCUCUACAACCGUCUUACUCACUGUGAAAUUUUUGAAAAAUGUCUAUGCUCCUUGCACAGAAAGCUUUGUACAUAUGAAACUUUCAGUCGAACUCUUUAAAUUUUAACCACAUAUUGGUCUAUCGGCGUUUGCUAUUCGGUUUUGGUUCAAAAGCUAACGCUGGAAAACAGCUACCGGAUAGCUACGGUAGCACAAACCAGACUACCUAAUAGCAAUCGCGAAUGUCAGGUAGGAUACCGAUACUCUCCAGAUACCUGUCCGGCAGUAUACAGGUAUCACCUCUAUGGUAUCCAUGGUAUCUAUGGUAUCUACUUGUAAGAUAAUAAACGACCACCGAUCAGUUAAAUGUGAUUGGUUUUGAAGUAAAUACCCGGUAGUACAUGUUUCCAAUUCCUUCUUGACCUUGAAAAUUCGCAACCAGGUUUCAAAAAAAAACUACACCCCGUAGACAACGUUUGAAAGUCCUAAUGAGUGGGAGACCCUGUGAAUCAUUGAAAAAAGUUGUAUUGUAGGUAGUUUUCAAAAUUUUCAUAGUGCACCUCAGCUCGUUUAUCUUAGACUCCACGAAAGUCAAAAUUUCGAGGUUUCGAGCAGAAAGAUUUUCUCUUGUGAGCUAUAAAGAAUAUUUUAGCUUGGUUUCCCGUCAGAAUCCGGAAAGUUUUGUUAUGUGCGAGACAAAGAUGAUUUCAGGCAUCUGACUCAUGUUGUCAUAGUCCAAAAAGGAGUUGAAAACAAAAAGACGGUGUUUACACUUGAGGAGAAAAAUUAUUUAUUUGAUGGCCGCGUGUGCCGGCGACAGCUGCCGCGAGAGGCAGCCGCGUGCGUUGGAGCGACGAAACGUUUGACCGACAAGGCGGUUUCAGAUGCGCGACAAAGGACGCGUGUGCUGUCUGAACGGCUCGGCGGCGUUGGCGGUCGUGGCGCUGGCCCUUCUCACGGUCUGCCUCUUCUCGGCCUCGUUCCGCCACAACUCCGACAACAACAAGGGCACCAAGUACUACGGCCUCAUCCGCUUUUGCUACGAACCGCCGAUCGACCAGCAGUCCCGUGAUGGUCAGUUCAUUCAUCUUUGAACCCGCGACUAUAUCUUGAACUCAACUCCAUUCUUAUCGUCAGUUUUUUGGGUUUCUUUUUCUGAAAACCUUCUCAUUUGAGAAAAGAAAGCUAACCUUCAACUUCCGUUUAUCCGUAUCCUCAAGUUCUUAAAAUUUUUUGGUCAACCUAUCUUCAUAGGAAUUAGUCAAUAAACAUAUUUCUAAAAUCAUUGAAUUCAGCUUAUAUACAUGUUUUUCCAUCAAAAAGAGAUUUUCAAUGUUCACAAGUAUCUGUAAUCGAAGUGUACUAUCGGGCUCACAAGGGUUUCAUUUAGAUUGAAAAUACUCUUCUGGCUUUAAAUAUCUAAAACUUCGAAAUCCAAUCCAUUUUUUCCAGUAUGUUGAUUCGAAAUGAGCAUUUCAGACGACAGCAACUCGAAGACUUGCCAUUUACGUAAUUACAUCCGUUCGGCACAAUGUGAAGACACAAAGGGACAGCUUAAAGAGAGUAAAUCGACGCGAAACUGUUUCGGAGGUACAAGUUUUGGUUCAGCAUGGAUACUGCAUUGUUUCAAUUUUAAAAAUUUAUGUUACAAUUAAAUCUUACGAGGAACAGUUUUUCGAAAUAUAUUUGAACGGUUUUUUGCUUGGGGUCUUCAUGUUGGAAACUGAAUUAGUUGUUUUGAAGACUUCGAGUUGGCGUCAGUCAUCUUGAUAGCGAUAGCGAUGGGGUGCUGCUUGCUGUCGUUGGUCUUCACCAUUUGGACCAUCUUCACCUCGUUCGGAGCCUUGGCUAACAGCGUCGUUCUCCUCGCUGCAGGUUCACCAUUCACGAAAAUUGAAACCAAUCUAUUAUUCAAGCCAUUUCAUCUCUUUCCGCGUUUCUCACCUACACAUACUACUACGAGCUGAAAGAGAACCAGAGCGAAAUCAUAGCCGGAUACCAAUAUUUGGUAUAUCUCACUUCCUCUAUUGAAUACUAUUUCUUUUCAGAUUCACUAUGGCUGGGCCUACUAUCUCUUAGGCUCGUCAGCCGCCAUUUUGAUCGUCGCUUUCGUUUGCAGUGUUUUCGGUUCGGCGUUCGUCCUUGUUAGUAAAAGCCGGAAAAGAAAAUCAAAAGUCCAGAGCAUAUCAUUGUAA